GUGACCAACGGCCGCGGGAAGCCCUGAGCCACGCGUGAGCAGAGGAGGGAGUUCAUCCACGAUCUGCGCGUACAACACAGCGCUUUUACCCGAAUAAACUACUCGUUACUUACGGAUUUACUCAUUCACGUCUCACCGAGGGACAGCUACGUACCUGACACCGGAUAGGAGCGGACAUUACCGGCUUUGAGCGCGCUCUGAGCCCGCUGAGGGACAUUACUCUACGCGGUGGAUAGCAUCCAAUGUGGGCCGCGGGGGUUUGAUGGGCGUGUGUGAGUUUACAAAUAUUUAACAGAGUUUGGGCGCUUUUAAAAUUAUUUUUCACUUGUUUUACUUUUAUUUUAACUUGGAUAAACGGCGGAUAGGAUCGUGUAGCGCAGUAGAAAAGUCGCUAUUCCUGGUUCCGACCGCUUUUAUUGCGUUUUCUCCGCACUUUGCUGACGCGUGGACUUAAAAGCCUAAACAUGUCGCGCUACAGUCGCCAGUGCAAACCCAUCCGACAGAAACUUCAGUUCACCUCCAGCGACGGCGAGGACGAGCCCAUAGACGACGUGAACAACAGCACCGGGGAAGAGUCCGGCUUCACGGAGAUGGACUCCCCGGUGCCAGAGCGCAGGGAGGCGGGCGGCACUCUGGACCAGUCCGCGGAUGAUGUGGAGCUCUGGGAGGAGGAGGACGAGGACGGACUGAGCUUCGGUUCUCCCUCGCAUCUACAGUCCCCCACCAGUCGCCUGUUCGCCACCUGCUCCCCGUCUCCCAGGAAGCCCUCGUCGCGGCUCUUCGGGGACUCUCCGGACCGGACUUACGCGCAGGACGAGGGGGAACCGUCCAGCUCUCCCAUCCCCGACUGCCCCGACACUCCUCCGCACAAAACCUUCAGAAAACUGCGACUUUUCGACACACCGCACACACCAAAGAGUUUACUGUCCAGAGCUCGGACAUCGGGCACCGGUUCGUCCAAUCGCAGAGUGGCGCUGUUCAAAACCGACCAAUCAGGAAAGGCUUUGACAGACAGCACCCGGCAACAGCAGACGCCACUGGUGAACUUUAACCCCUUCACCCCUGACUCUCUGCUCAUCCAAUCAGCCACUCAGCAGAGGGUGAACCGAAAGAGGGCGCACUGGAACGAUUCUUGUGGUGAAGAUAUGGACCCGAGUGAUGGCGAAGGAGACGAGGAAAUCCUGCCUCCAUCAAAGCGUAUCACUUUGAUGCACGGUAACAUGGCGUCUCGUUAUGCCUCUGAGUUCCUGGAGCUGGAGAAGAUCGGCUGUGGAGAGUUUGGAGCUGUGUUUAAAUGUGUGAAACGACUGGACGGCUGCAUCUAUGCCAUAAAGAGAUCAAAGAAACCGCUCGCCGGAUCUGUGGACGAACAGAACGCCCUUCGUGAGGUGUAUGCCCACGCGGUUCUGGGACAGCACCCCCAUGUGGUGAGGUAUUACUCUGCAUGGGCUGAGGAUGAGCACAUGCUAAUACAGAACGAGUACUGUAACGGCGGUACACUAGCCGACCUGGUGUCUGAGAACUAUAGAAGACUCACAUAUUUAAACGAAGCUGCUCUGAAGGAUCUACUGCUCCAAGUGACCAGAGGACUGCGCUACAUUCACUCCACCGGCCUCGUGCACAUGGACAUCAAGCCAAGUAAUAUUUUUAUUUCUAGUAAAUCUGUCUCGAGUUGUGAAGACCUGGAUGAAGAAGAGGAUGAGUUCUCAACAAACAUUGUUUACAAAAUCGGUGACCUGGGUCAUGUGACACGCGUGAAUAACCCUCAGGUGGAGGAGGGAGACAGCAGAUACCUGGCCAAUGAGGUUCUACAGGAGGACUACAGUAACCUUACGAAGGCAGACAUCUUUGCUCUGGCACUGACUGUGGUGAGUGCUUCCGGAGCCGAGCCACUUCCCACAAACGGAGACAAAUGGCAUGAAAUACGACAAGGAAAACUGCCCUCGAUCCCACAGGUCCUGUCUUCGGAAUUCACCACUCUGCUCAAGUUGAUGAUUCACCCGGAGCCGUCUCGCAGACCCUCCACAUCACAGCUGCUCAGAAACCCCGUCCUCCUCACCGCCGCCAAGAUGGAUGCCGACCAGCUCCGAGUGGAGCUCAAUGCAGAGAAGUUCAAAAACGCACUACUGCAAAAGGAGCUGAAAAAGGCCCAGAUGGCUCGGGCGGCUGCAGAGGAGAAAGUCCUGACCACAGACAGAGUCCUGACCAGGUCCACGCUCCAGACUGGAUCUAGGAACACAAGACUGAUCGGGAAGAAGAUGAACCGCUCUGUCAGCCUCACUAUAUACUGAGACUAAAGAGAGAUCUGGACCAUGACUACACCAGGCCUUACUAUAUACUGAAGGACCUGAAACCAGGACUGGACCAGGACUCGCCAUCUACUGAGAAAAUACCUGAACCAGGCCUAAACCAGGCCUCACAAUCUACUGAGCAAGACAACAGAAAGGACCGGCCCCAGACCGGGCCGGUCAGAGUCCAAACAAAGUGAAUGGCUCAUACCCAGACCGGACCCAUCACUUUGUUUGAACUUUUACUUGCCAUUGUUGGAGGAUGUACAACUCUACAAAAACACCAGAUUUCGUCUGACAGAUUUUUCCCAAUACCAGGAGUUGGACUUGGGAAAUACUUUGGAACCAAACCUGAAAAAAAUUGCAGAUUUAAACGAAAUGGACGUUAUUUAAAAUUCUGCAGCAAAACAGAAAAAAAAACGUAUGCCUCGAAAAGAAGCAGUGAUGAAACUUUGGACAAUGUUUAAAAUCAUUUUGUCUUAGACCCUUUUCACACUUAAGAGUUCAAGAGUUUUGACACAAUUUUGAACCGACUCCUUGUUCUAAAAUAUUAAAUGCUCAUUAUUCCCCUUGAGACAAUCGAGUUCUAAUUUAUAUUGUGAAGCUUCAAAUUUGAUGUUACUCAAAUUGUAAAAUUGACCUAACUUUAUAGUCAAGGUAUUCUGCAAAAUCCACUUUUUGUGUCUUUCUCCAAUGUUAUAACGCUGUUCCCUCAUCAAAAACAUGCCUGAAGAGUUUUUAGAUUAUGUCAUCCAUCCAUGUUUGAAUAAUCUAGAGAUCUCUCCGAGGCCCUCUUCAAACUAACCACAUGGUUAGCAGUACAUGCCUUUAAAGGCUUCGCCCAAUGUCACAAAAUGUUUUAAUUUUGGAGGAAUUUUAUGUGUGAAAUGGGUCAAAAAUUCUGUUAAAUCCUGGUACAAAAAAACAAAGUCCUUGCUUCCUUCUGUGCCUCCUUGUCUUUCCUAGCUCCUAACUCCUGUCUCCUAGAUGAAUGUAAGCUGAACUAGAUCAGAGCACUUUGCACAAGUCGGAAUUUCAAUGAUUCUCAGAAAAAGUUUGGAAAGAAAAUUUAAACACAUGUAAAAAAGCUAACUAUAGAAAGCGCUGCUACUAUGACUGUGUUUGGGUCAGGGGUCAGAGGUCACCACUGCGGAAAGGGCAAAACAAAUGCUGGCCAUUUUGUGACCUCAGUGCGACUUCUUCAGUGGAGAAAACUAGUUCUGCCGAUGAACUCAAUUUUUGUUUCACUUUUGAUUUAU
Periophthalmus magnuspinnatus is the source of this 3547-nucleotide messenger RNA. RefSeq names its product WEE1 G2 checkpoint kinase (gene wee1). NCBI's taxonomy places the organism in Eukaryota, Metazoa, Chordata, Actinopteri, Gobiiformes, Gobiidae. Gene Ontology annotation, molecular function: ATP binding; non-membrane spanning protein tyrosine kinase activity; magnesium ion binding. Gene Ontology annotation, biological process: protein phosphorylation; mitotic cell cycle. The transcript has 10 exons. The record is from RefSeq and is a predicted model, not a curated record. Bases 465 to 2291 code for a protein of 608 amino acids. Gene Ontology annotation, cellular component: nucleus.